AUGAUGGCUCCAGACGCGGAGAAUUGCGAAGAGGUGGAAAGGCUAAAUGGGGAGGAGUUCCAAGAAGUUCCUGUUCAUCAGGGCAGGCGAGUACAACCGGAGGAGCCGCCGGCAGUACAAGCCUGGACAGAAAACGAGGAGCUAGAACGUUCAGGAGGAGACAGCAGAACCAAUAGCCCGGGGGAGAACAGGCGUCUUCUUGGUCAUGCAAAGGUUCCACCUGCCAAGGCCAAAUCUCGUCUUCAAGCGGGACUCACACUCGCCGUCUGGGGAGUACCGAAAGAGAAUGGCAAGAAGAAACCGACGAAAGGACAACUCCCCGGUGAUACGAAAGAGACAAAAACAAAAUUCCAGAAACGAAGAGAGAAACUAAUCGCAGCAUUUAAGCCGCCGUAUUUCAUUCUCACCAUGAUAGUUGCAAUAGUAUGCAUCCAUGCGCUGGGUACGGAAGCAAGUGCGCGCGCAGUUGGAGUGGGCCCCCGGGGCCUGGUGGCGAAAGCCCUGGCGGCUGCUCACGUACGGCUGCAUCCACGCCAGCAACGCCCACCUAGCUCUCAACGCACUCGUAGCCUUAGCUGUGGGUUGGCGCCU
Molecule: messenger RNA, 591 nt
Organism: Iphiclides podalirius (scarce swallowtail)
Lineage: Eukaryota; Metazoa; Arthropoda; Insecta; Lepidoptera; Papilionidae
Source: the annotation of a GenBank genome assembly